Messenger RNA from Magallana angulata, 1287 nucleotides. RefSeq lists its product as uncharacterized. The transcript has 3 exons. The coding region runs from base 159 to 1046 and encodes 295 amino acids. The record is from RefSeq and is a predicted model, not a curated record. Lineage: Eukaryota; Metazoa; Mollusca; Bivalvia; Ostreida; Ostreidae.
CGUAAAAUGGCGGAAUGUAUACAUUAGCAAGCGUCUCUGUUGUUCGGUGAAUGUCGGGUAUUUUGGAAAUUUUAAGCAACUGAACAUUUUUCUCUGUUGCUUUUUACAGACUACUAGUUGGGUGACAAAAAUCCGUAUAAGUAGCCUAUAGCUUUAAUAUGUACGAAAUACUAGUCAUCGUGGCCUACUUUGUCACAGGAUUGAAUGCAGAACAAUGUUAUACAAGUUCCGGGGGAGUCUACAGCGCUGGGGAUAUAUACCGGAACCUUAAGUACUGUGCUUUUGGUUGCUGCGGGCCCGCUCUGAAUCGCUACUGCUGCCCAAUGGUUGGUCCAAUAGUCGGCAUCUGUCUUGGAGCCAUAGCCUUCAUCGUCAUACUGAUCAUCAUCAUCGUCUGCUGUAGGAAAUAUUCGGAAAAGCAGAUCAGACGGCGCGCACAGAUGAAAAUGCAUAUAGGUCCCACUUUGUCUAGUCGCUACGAUCCGCCUAUAGACGACGCCGAGUCAAACCACGCCAGCAGCAGGCAAGACUACCAGGUCAAGUCCCACACAGGUCAUCACACGACCUCACAUCGAUCUCACGAUGAUCGGGGAGACGACAUCGAUUACCACCCCCACAGAAAACGAGACAUGGGAGACCCCCGUAAUACGCGUGACGAUGCUAGACUCGUCAGUAGUCGGGGCAGCCAUAGAGGGGAGUCCGUGUCAUCAAGGAGAAAGGAGGCUCACCGACACGGAAGUAAGCGGGAGUAUCACAGUGACGAUGAUCGAUUAAGUGGUCACCGCGGUAGUCAUCGGGAGCGGCAUAGAUAUCGCGAUGAUCGCGAGAGAGAACGGCGACACAGCCGAUCACGUGAGAGAUACAUGGACCAUAGCUAUGACGACAUCGAUUUUUCAGACGAGGAUAGAUCGCAUAAGCAUUCCAGCAGGAGAUCUCGUUACAGCGAUCCCCCGCCCUAUCGCGAGAGAGUGCGAGACUAUGAUAACUAUGAUCGGUCGUCUCAUCGGAGGUCAAGGUCAAGAGAUCGAAGUUAUUACGACAGAUAGGAGAAUAUCAUAAAACAAUUAUAUUUUUAAAAACAUUUUUUUUUAAAAGAAAUGUGUAUAUGUGGAACUUGUGCCUUUAUAGAUGAAUCAGCAUAAUUUUAAAAAAGACAUUUUGUACAUGCAUGUGCAUAUGUGAACGAUUUAUAUAAUUUUCUAGACAAUUUCUUGAUCAUUUUGUACAUAUGAGAUAAUAUAAUGCAGAAUAUAUAUCUCUACAAAUACACGCAUUUAAGUACUUUAA